Molecule: messenger RNA, 2534 nt
Organism: Darwinula stevensoni
Lineage: Eukaryota; Metazoa; Arthropoda; Ostracoda; Podocopida; Darwinulidae
Source: the annotation of a GenBank genome assembly
UUUGAAUUGACCAUCUUUGCAAAGGUUCUUCAUGGUCGGGACCUGAGUGGGAAUGUGGCAAUAGUCACUGGAGCGAGUGCAGGGAUUGGUGUUGAGACUGCCCGCUCUCUGGCUCAUCAUGGCUGCCAUGUCAUCAUGGCCUGUCGCAGUCGCAACAAGACCCAGGCUGUCAUUGACAACAUCCAUGAAUUCCGCCCAAAUGCCAAGCUUGAUUUCCUUGAACUUGAUCUAGCAUCUAUGAAGUCAGUGAAGGAAUUUGCUGAAAACUUCAAGGCUCAGUUCCAGAGAUUGGACUAUCUUAUUCUUAAUGCUGGGAUCUUCAUGGUACCAUUUGCAAGGACUGAAGAUGGAUUUGAACUUACUUUUCAGGUGAAUCACUUGUCCCAAAUGUACCUGACCUUAUUAUUGAGGGACAUUCUGAUCAAGACACCCAUGGCCCGAGUGGUGGCUGUCUCAUCUGAGUCCCACCGUUUUACUCGCCUCACUACUUCAAACAUUUCCCAGGAGUAUCUCUCACCUAACUCCUCUUCAAAGCAUUGGUCUAUGAUGGCUUAUAACUUGUCCAAGCUCCACAACAUCCUGUUUACCAAUGCGCUAAAUCGACGCCUAGCACCUCAUGGAGUCUGCUGCAAUGCAGUUCAUCCUGGCAAUUUAGUCUAUACAGAACUCUCGCGGUCUUCAUGGUUUAUGAGGGUACUGUUUUUUGCUGGCCGUCCAUUCACAAAAACUCUGCAGCAGGGUGCAGCCACAACUAUCUAUGCUGCAGUGGCUCCUGAAUUGCAGGGAGUGGGAGGUCAGUACUUCAACAACUGCUUCCUCACUAAACCACAUGCUAAGGCCUUGGAUGUGGACCUCCAGGAAAAACUCUGGACCGUCAGCAUUGAGAUGAUUCGUUCCUGCAUGGGAAACAUUGAUGACGUUCCCCCUCAUCCUGAUGUCAAUCCCCAUGACAGAUCUGGAAGCAUGCUUUUCGGCCGCACCCGACCCAGCCUGCUCGGGCGCGCGGCGCAUCGCUUCGGUACCCACUCGGGUCGAGUCCGGGUGCGCUUCGCACCCAGCCCCACGGGAUUUCUCCACCUGGGGGGACUCCGCACGGCCCUCUACAACUUCCUGUUUGCGAGGGCGAAGGGCGGGGCGUUCGUGCUGCGGAUCGAGGACACGGAUCGGUCCCGCCUCGUUCCCGAUGCGGCGCAGCGCCUCGUGGAGACCCUGGACUGGCUCGGCCUCGCUCCCGACGAAGGACCCGGGGUCGGCGGGGCGUUUGGACCCUACGUCCAGUCGGAGAGGAUUCACAUUUAUCGAUUUCACGCGGACGAACUGUUGAAGACGGGUCGGGCAUACCCGUGCUUCUGCUCGGAGCAUCGCCUGGAUCUGCUGCGGAAGGAGCAGCUGCGCAACCGCGAGGUCGUCCGCUACGAUAACCGUUGCCGCAAGCUCUCGGCGAAGGAGGUUCAACGCAGGCUCCUCCAAGGAGAUCCCCAUUGCUUCCGGCUCAAGUUGGAGGAGGAGGUGGAGGAUGUUGUGGACAUGCUGCAUGGUAGGAUCUCAUAUGCAGUGCACAAAUUGGAGGGGGAUCCAGUGCUCCUCAAGGCAGACGGAUAUCCCACAUAUCACCUGGCAAAUGUCAUUGACGACCAUCUCAUGGCCAUCACCCAUGUCCUCCGUGGCUGCGAAUGGCUUGUUUCCACACCGAAGCAUGCACACAUUUACAGGGCAUUUGGGUGGGAGAUGCCUGCAUUUGCACAUCUACCUCUGAUCCUCAACUCAGACGGGUCCAAGCUGUCCAAGCGUCAAGGGGAUGUUUAUGUGGAAGAAUUCCGUUCUAAGGGGUUCUACCCAGAAGCCCUCCUGUCGUUCAUCACUGAGAUUGGGGGUGGAUUCCGGGAUCGUGAAGAUGUCCUUCAUUCCCUUGAUGAUCUUAUUACCAAGUUUGCACCAGAGAGGCUGAAUGCGAACUCAUGUAGACUAAAGUUUGAGCGGCUGGAGGAUCUGAACCGUCAGGCCCUGGAGAAGAAGAUCUCUGACCCCAAGGAGCGAUGCCUCCUUGUCUCCCAAUUGAAAGACCUCCUCCAACACCAUGGAUUCUACUUGAGGGAGGGGGAUGAAUGGCUCUCGAAGGUGCUAGCCUGGAGCUUGCCUCGAGUAACCCGCCUCUCAGAUCUUGCCUCCCCUCCGUUUCACUUCCUCUGGACGAGUCCUGAUAGUCACAAUGCUGCCAGAGAUCUCUCACCCGUUCAGAGAUCAAUGCUGGAAGAGGUAGAAGUGUACCUCAAGCUGCUGCCAUCAGGUCUAAACAAGGAAGAAAUGGGGUUUGGGUUGAAACAUCUUGCUCAGUGCUUUGGCUUUAAAUAUUCUCAUUUGAUGCACACCUUGCGAAUUGCUCUCUCUGGUCUUCAGGAGGGUCCAAGCAUCUUGGAGAUCCUGGAUGCAUUAGGGAAGGAAGAAAGCCUGAGAAGGAUCUCCAAAGUUCUGAGACAUUGAAUUUUUCACUUAUUUUCACAAGUGAUAUUUUUCAGUGAAAUGUAGCUGACCCU